Molecule: messenger RNA, 1599 nt
Organism: Cannabis sativa
Lineage: Eukaryota; Viridiplantae; Streptophyta; Magnoliopsida; Rosales; Cannabaceae
Exons: 2
Coding region: 1-1599 (532 amino acids)
Source: RefSeq, a predicted model, not a curated record
AUGGCAGCUUAUGCCGGGAACUCGGACCCUAGCGAUCACCUGUCUCGAUUCAACCGAGUAAUGACGGUCAUGAGAGUCAGCAAUGACACCAAAUGUUUAUGCUUCCCGCUAACGUUGAGUGGGUCCGCGGAGGAAUGGUUCAAGAAGUUGGAACCAGGAUCAGUGGACUGCUGGAACAAGUUGCAAGUUAGUUUUCGGAGACAGUUUGUCGUCGCGAGAAAGGUUAAUCUUGAGAGGUUUAAGGAAGAAGCCUCGAAAGCUAUGAAAGUUGAUGACGGACAACAGCUUGCACUUCUUCAAGCAGGGAUCCGUACAGGGACUCCAUUCUGGAACGAAUUACAGCAAGAAGGAGCCUCCAACCUUCAAGACUUCCAGAAGAGAGUCCAAAAGUACAUCAACUUAGAAGAGGCCCAAAUAGUGGCUUAUGGGGGAUACUAUCUGACCGGAAUAGCAGGGUAUGCGCCCGGAGUCCAACUCCCAGGAACCCUACCAACGACUACUCCACCAAUGAGCGGCAUACAAUUCUCCGCUACCCCAGGAUAUAAUCAGAGCCAGGCAUUGGCUCUUGCAUCUUCUCAUUAUGGGAAUCCUUCUGGGAUAAAUGGACAAGUCUCGUCUCACUCCGCUCCUGCUGCAAGCCUAGCGGGACCUUCUCAAGGCUCUCGGAGCAAGAGGUCCUCAAAAGGUAGCAACCAGACGGAGGACAAGCGACAGAAAAGGGGGUACACUCCCCAAUACACCCAGUACAUGGAACUGACGAACUCCCAGGAACGCGUGCAUUUUGCCACUAGGCAAAAUACGCACUACCGGAGACCGCCUUCUCUGUACAGAGAUAGCUCCCGAAGGGAUCUCAACAAAAGAUGCGAAUACCAUAACGACAUUGGACACAACACCAAUGAAUGCAAAAACCUUAAAGAUGAGAUCGAAAACUUGAUUCGAUUGGGUCAUCUCUACGAGUGGAUUAAGAACCGGUUGCCUCAUCUCAACCCGAUUUCGGCAGCAGGACCUUUGCCCCAAGAAGUGCCAGGGGGUGCGUCCGGAGCGUUGGCACCAGUCGCUCCCCCAGGGGAACCUCAGCAGAUUCGUGGCCUGCCAUUGAGACCCAAUGGAAGAGUAGCUAUGAUCUCUGGAGGACCCCAUAUCAGAGGGACUACCCGAAAGGAAUUGAAGCGCUACGCCAGGGCCGUAAAACACAGUGAGGUUUGGCAAGUUACUCAGCUCCCAGCUCAGAGGCCCCGACUCAUGGAUCAACCCAUUACGUUCAUAGAAGAAGACACAAAGACGGUGUGUUUUCCUCACCAUGACCCUCUGGUCAUAGAGACUCCCAUCGCCAACAAGAUUGUGGCUAGAAUCCUAAUCGACAAUGGGAGUUCUGUGAAUUUGUUAUUUAAAGAAGCCUUCACGGCGAUAGCCCUCACGGACAAAGAUCUCUCGCCAAGUGGUUCCCAACUCACAGGGUUCAAUGGGACAAAACUUACCCCAAUGGGAAAAGUGAGGUUGCCAGUAACCCUGUGCCCGGACACACCCCAAAGCACUUUUAAAUACUGCACAUUGGUGGUGGUAGACUGCCCGACUGCUUACAACGCAAUCCUCGGAUGA